Nicotiana tabacum (common tobacco) is the source of this 2308-nucleotide messenger RNA. RefSeq lists its product as uncharacterized. NCBI's taxonomy places the organism in Eukaryota, Viridiplantae, Streptophyta, Magnoliopsida, Solanales, Solanaceae. The record is from RefSeq and is a predicted model, not a curated record.
GUCAAUGGAAGUUUAUUUAAAGGAAAAAGCCACAUUAUACAAAAACAAAAUCUUGUUCCCAUUUCCUAAUUCUUCAUUCUGGAUUUCUCAUUCAUAAUAAUUCCAACAUAACUUUCUUCUCAUAUUUUAUUAUUUCUCCCUUCGUUUUUUCUGUAAAGGCUCUAUAAAUUAUAAAGACUUGAUUUUUUUUUGGAAAGCUGAAAAUUGUUGAAUUGGCCAAAAAUGCCUUUCUGUGAAAUCAGCAAAUACCAGAACGGUGUGGAUGCAACUGGCAACAAUGGAACCAAGAUUUUUUAUAGAACUUAUGGUCAAGGCCCGGUCAAAGUUCUCUUAAUUAUUGGAUUGGCUGGGACACACAGUUCGUGGGUCCCACAGAUCAAGGCACUCACAGGGACGAUUACUCCGAAUGAUGAUGAAUCGCCGGCGGCCGCUGAUCGGAGCUCCGGCGAAGGCUCCGGUAUAGAGGUCUGUGCUUUUGACAAUCGUGGAAUGGGCUUAAGCUCCGUCCCCACUAAAAAAUCAGAGUACACCACGAGGAUUAUGGCAAAAGACGCAAUUGCUAUAAUGGAUCACUUGGGGUGGGAAAAAGCACACGUCUUUGGGCAUUCCAUGGGAGCGAUGAUAGCUUGCAAAUUGGCUGCAUUGGUGCCUAAGAGAGUUUUAUCUUUGGCUUUACUGAAUGUAACAGGGGGAGGCUAUGAAUGUAUACCCAGGCUCGAUCGUCAAACUCUAUCUAUUGCUGUCCGCUUUUUGAAGGCAAAAACUCCUGAGCAGAGGGCUGCUGUUGAUUUAGACACCCAUUACUCAAAGGAAUACCUCGAGGAAUAUGUGGGAACUAAAACCCGAAGAGCAAUAUUGUAUCAAGAAUACGUCAAAGGCAUAUCAGCAUCGGGGAUGCAGUCAAAUUGUGGAUUUGAUGGGCAGAUAAAUGCUUGCUGGACUCAUAAGAUAUCGCGGGCUGAUCUUGAAUCUAUCUGCUCUGCUGGUUUCCUCAUAUCUGUUAUUCAUGGCAGGGACGACGUCAUUGCUCAAUUAUGCCAUGCGAAGAGUCUUGCAAAGAAAUUAUAUCCGUAUGCUAGAAUGGUAGAGCUUCCUGGAGGACAUCUUGUUAGUCAUGAAAGGACAGAAGAGGUCAAUGACGCACUUCUUGAGUUGAUCAAGGCAUCUUCAAGUAAGAUUAGCCCGUAUGACUGGACAAAUUUGCCCAAGAAAAGCACCGGAUGGAGUAUAACCCCACUUACAAGAAAAAGUUCUCCCGAGGGAAGCAAUGUGUCUGUCAUGGUCGACAUUGUAGCAAGGCUCCAGAUCUUCUUGGUGUUCUUUUUUGGCUUGUUUAUGUUGGCAUUUGAGUUUAUGCGAAGAGGUGUAAGUCGUCUAAAACCAGUAAGAGUAAGCGCAGCCCUCACAUGAAGCCAUGGUGGCAAACUCUGUCCACUGGUGACUUAACCGGUGAACCAAAAGGAUGGGAUUAAUUAAUCUUAAUCUGUGUUUCAAGAUGACGACGAAUUAACUGUACAGUGUCUCACAUACUAGAAUCACAUCACAGGAGGAAGGAUAAAGAAGCGAAACUACACUGUGCUGACAAAAGGAUCAGCAAAAGGAAUUACAGCCCUUGCCACCUUUAAUUUUGUAGUUGGUUAGGGCAUAGAGCAUUUUCUGAAUUUUGUUGUAUUGACAACUGCAAAUCAUGAUUCCUUUUAUUAAUGAUAAUUAUCCUUUUUCAAUGAAUCACCCAAGAAACUGCAGACUUCAAGCAAAAAGUUAGUGAAGAUCCAAGACCCAAGUCUCAAAAUCUUCAACGAGGCAAUGAUUCUCAGCAAUCAGUAUGCAAUAUCACACAAUUUUUAAACAGCAACAUACUUUCUGACCAGAUUGUUUCAACUUUUAUUAUUACAAAGAGGGUAAAAUCUAUCUGAAAUAGCCUCCUCUACCUUCAAGGUGGGGGUAAGGUCUACGUACAAACUACCCUCCUUAGAUUCCAAUAUUUUUUUUUUCUUUUUUUUUUUGUGUAUUACAAAGAGGGUAAAAACGAGUAAAGGAUGUCAUUUUCAUUUUCUAGUUACAGCUAAUCAGAUAGGGUUCUUGUUCCAUGUCUCAGCAAACUUAACCACCAAAAACUAGCAUGUCCACGUAAUUCAUCCGGCAAAAUCAAUAAAUUUAAACUACCAAACAAGAAUCUUUAAGAAAAGGAACAAGGACCAAGGUAAAAUAAACAAGAAAACAAGGAAAUAAGCUAACCUGAAAUGCUUCAAACCAGGAGCGGCCCAAGAAGAAUUGGUGGCCUAAAGCCAAUUUUUAAUCUGGGCCU